This is a messenger RNA of Rattus norvegicus (Norway rat), 18881 nucleotides long. The record is from RefSeq and is a predicted model, not a curated record. NCBI's taxonomy places the organism in Eukaryota, Metazoa, Chordata, Mammalia, Rodentia, Muridae.
GGGAGAAAUCCUUGGCCAUGAAACCUCUUGCAAAUUCUCAAAUCAAUUGAUUUGAGUUGUUUUUAGCGGAGCAUUUCGUCCCAAUUGUUAAGACCUUAAUUGAGUAUUAUUUAAGGAAUAGCUCGCACUCCAUUUACCAAUUCGGAAAGCAAUUAUCACUUUUAUUUAGUAGUAGUUUCAUGGUCUAAUGCUACACGUACAGGAACUACUCUGAAAGAAAGUCGUUAGCUCUGGUAAGCAAUCAGGAGUGACUUUUGGAAUAGGAGUCACUUCCUGACAUCGGUUGUGGUAACAGGUUGCACACAGGGAAAGACCAGGACUCUUGGUUGCCCCAUGCUUGAUUUUGGGGGCAAAUCUGACUUCCAGAGGAAGGUGGAAAGAGCCGGAGGGAAGGUUGAUGUUCUCUGCCUCUUUUCCGGAUUCAGUCAAGCAGCUGGAGCCCGUACCCGUGACUUGUGCCUCUCCCAUUGGAGUUACUUUGAAAAAACCCUCUCCGAUUGGUAGACUUUGAACAAUCAUUCCUGCCCUGUAUUUCACAGGGAUGGAUUAGGAAUUCUUGCAAGUUGAGACUUUCACAAACUAAGAACAAUUUUCUCUUCCUUGAGUGAAGUCCCUGGAGAGUUGGGACUACACUUUUUAAUAGUUUCAUCCUUUGCUCUCACCAUGAUUCUGUUAGGAGUGGGACUGACAAGGUUGCUCCUGAUGUAAACGGCCACCCACCUGGCUUCUGUAGUUCCGCAUCAGCAACCCAUUCUUAGCGCUGUUAGGGACCCUCCAGAUGUAUGUGGUCUGUGGCCACCAGAUCAGGGUCUGGUUUAGCGUCCAUUGGAGCGGGAUGGUUCAAUGAUGCUUUAGUUAACAAAUAAAGAGACAGACUCUUUAGCAAAGCACUAGGAAUGUAGGAUCCACAGCGAUGCCCUCCUUGGAAGACCCAAUGUUUGGAGUUCAGGGCUAUAAGCAGAGGAUAGAAUCACACAUUCCUUCUAGGAAAAAGAGUCUCUACUAGGCUGUGCCUUAGAAUUUAUUUUUGAUGUGUGCCUGGUUUACUAAUACAAGGAAGUAGCCAGUAGAUAGACUUUUUCUCAUUACCGUGUCUUAAAGUCACACUCUAGCCUCAGCUUCUGGUCAUUUUAGUAAAGCAAAGGAUUCUCCCAGAGGGGAGCGUCCUGCUUCUUUUCUCAUUAUUACUGGUGGAGAACAAUGCUACUGUAUUGUUGCUUUGCCAGUCUCCCUUGGAAAAGUUACCUUGAUCAAGGGUACACAUAAGUGUGCUACAUCUUAAAGUAUCAUCGGUGUCUAUACAGGGAGGAAAACAGAGCCUGAAGCCAGUGGGAGAGGAGCCAGUUUAGUAGCUGGCUGCCCUCUUCAGCUGGCUGAAACUAUGUGAGUCUUCCUCAAAAGUGUAGGACUUCGAGAGAUGCCAUUCAAAUUUUGCACGUUAAACAUUCUCCUGCCCCACUUAACGCUUUAUGGAGGGAAGAAUCCUGGUGGGAAAACCUAAAACCACUGAUGCUUCCUACCAACCCAAUUAGGGCUCGUCUGCUCCUGAAUUCCAGUUAGAUUUAACUCUGUACCUUCAGGGCCUUUGUCUGCUUCUUGUUAGAUACAAUGGUCUGAUCGGCAAUAUACAAUAUAGAAACUCUGUGUGUGUGUAUGUCUGCACGUCUGUGUGCAUGUACAUGUGUGUUUGUUUGCAUGUGGACAUGUGUGGAUGUGUGUGUGUUUGUGUGUAUAUGUGUAUAUGUGUGUGUAUGUGUGUGUAUAUGUGUGUAUGUGUGUAUGUGUGUAUAUGUGUGUGUAUAUGUGUGUGUGUAUGUAUAUGUGUGUGUAGGUCUGUAUAUGUGUGUAUGUGUGUGUGUCUAUGUAUGUGUGUGUAUGUAUGUGUGUGUGUAUGUGUGUGUAUGUGUGUAUAUGUGUGUGUAUGUGUGUGAGUGUGUGUGUGUGUGUGUGUGUGCCUGUGGAACCACACGACAACCUCAUGUAUCAUUUCUUAGGUAGCACUACCUCCCUUUUGUGUCUCUCAUUGGCCUGGAGCUGACCAAGUACACUGAGCUGGCUGGCCAGUGAGCCCCUGGGGUUUGCUGUCUCUAUGUCCCCAACACUGGGAUGACAAGUGCGAGCCACCAAGUUUAUCUACUUUGUAUCCAGUGGGGGUUCUGGAUACCGUAGUUAGCUUUUUAUGAUACCUGAAAUGCUUUCUUUGUGAAGAUACUUCUAUGGGAAUCAAGCCUGUAUGAAUAAGUGUACAUAGUAGGCCCUCAUCUCCUGCGUGACCGGGGUGCUUCUCAUUGGAUCUCAGGGACAUGUGCCAUCUACUUCUAAUAAGAAUGGCAGGCUGUGGGCCCUGCAUCUUCCAGGUCUUUAACACUGCCUGCCAGGGCCUAGAGGACCUUCCACGGAAGAGAGAGACCUUAGAUAGCUAUAGCAAAAGCAGUCUGUGGAUAUUGCUGCUAAGAGUUCCCACUCAGUGCUCCAGACAUACACCAGGUGAGAAACAGCUCUGUGGAAACCUAACUCAAGCCCCACAAUGCCCUGGGCUUUUCCAUCCAGAUCCAUCUGCUGUGUAGCUCAGAGCUCCCUCCUCAAAACCCGGUGUGUCCGCCUCUCAAGUUAAGGCCUGCCGUGCUCAGAUCACACUGUGGAGCCCCUCUUUCCACUCCCCUUGCUUUCUGGUGACAUCGAGACAUCUUAACUUGAGCCCACAGGCUUUGGGCCCAGUCUAGCAUUUCAGGUGUUUCCUGAUAAAAUUGUCAACGUCAGCACUGUGGUGUGUCUGUGUGUGUGUCACUCUCUUGUGUGUAUGUGUAUAUGUAUGUGUGUGUGUGUGUGUAUGAAUGUGUGUGUGUAUGAAUGUGUGUGUGUAUGUGUGAGUGUAUGAAUGUGUAUGAGUGUGUGUGUGUAUAUGUGUGAGUGUAUGAAUGUGUAUGAGUGUGUGUGUGUGUGUGUGUGUGUGUGUGUGUGUGUGUGUAUUUGAUUCCCUACUUAGGAGAUCUCUUCCCGUGCACAUUCAGAAGACACCGGCCUCUCCGAACCAUGCUGCUUCACUUCUCACAAUGAAUAUUCAGAGGCUGCAGUCACGGAGGACUCAGGUCCUACUAAUACUAGCGUGAUGACAACGCGACCUAGCCCGAAAGCCACUCUGAUGGAAACACUGAUGAUGGUCCCCCUGCCCCUCACACUGCAGUAGAGUCCCGGGGAACCUCUGAAUUGGGCAUCUGUCCUUCCCAACAGUGGGCUCACGCCUUUCUGGAUAGUGUGUUGUCAUGAGCAUGUUGUUUUAAAAAGACAACAGACCCUUCUGUAGUCCUCUCCGCAAAAUGUAUCAGGACUAACUGGGCAUAAUGGAUGCCCUGUUGAGACCAGCAAUGCAUGCAUUGUUUGCCUGAAAAUUCGCUCAGCGUCUCGCUGGGGGAAAGUGGCUGAUUUAUUUUAUAUAUUUUGCCACCAUCAGCAGUUGAACUCAAGCUGCUCCGUUCUCUGAAGGGUUAAUUUUCGCUCCGUGCGGAUCUAGGCUGAUGGAUAAAUUGCAGCGCUCUCUCUCUCUCUCUCUCUCUCUCUCUCUCUCUCUCUCUCUCUCUCUCUCUCUGUCUCUUGUGGAGGAUUCUGAAGUCGUUUCUUCAGGAUUAGUGCUGGCUUCUCAGCUGCCGCCUGUGUGGUGACUCCGGGUCCUUCCCUUCUACAAGAGCCACCCUUCGCAGCGUUCCCCCUUCGAAGGAAUCACUUAGACACUUCCAGCUGGUGGCAGGGGAUGCGGCCAUAACACAGCUCCUCCGGUCCCAGCUACGUCCACUACAGCCUCUGCAUCAGGAUGGCUGCCCUCUCCGCGAGAGGGGAAGGCUCAGCAAGGUGUAGGAUGAAACCCGGCCCCUGCUGUGGUGGGUUUUGAAAGCUGCGGUUUCCUCAGCAUCUCUGCCUCUCUGCCUCUUGGACGCUUCCUUGCCUUUCAGCUCAGGCUCCUCUCCUGUGAGGGCUAUGCUGCUCUAUGCCUGACUAGAGGUACUCAAGGAGAUCACCUUUUCAGAGAAAGCUCUGCGUGCUUGACAGGGUCUUUUUUUCCAUGCAUUAUGGCUCAUGCCGCCUCCCAGUUAAAGAAAAACAGGGAUUUAGAAAUCAAUGCGGAAGAAGAGACCGAGAAAAAAAAGAAGCACCGUAAACGGUCCCGGGAUCGCAAGAAAAAGUCGGAUGCCAAUGCAAGUUACUUGAGAGCAGCUCGGGCGGGGCACCUGGAAAAGGCCCUUGACUACAUCAAAAAUGGAGUGGACGUCAACAUCUGUAACCAGAAUGGGUUGAAUGCGCUCCAUCUUGCUUCCAAAGAAGGCCAUGUGGAAGUGGUCUCCGAGCUGCUGCAGAGAGAAGCCAACGUCGAUGCAGCCACAAAGAAAGGAAACACAGCCUUACACAUCGCAUCCUUGGCUGGACAAGCGGAAGUGGUCAAGGUCUUGGUUACGAACGGAGCGAACGUCAACGCACAGUCUCAGAAUGGCUUCACGCCGCUGUAUAUGGCGGCCCAGGAGAACCACCUGGAAGUCGUCAGGUUUCUUCUGGACAAUGGUGCCAGCCAAAGCCUGGCUACAGAGGAUGGCUUCACGCCAUUGGCCGUGGCUCUUCAACAAGGUCACGACCAAGUCGUAUCCCUCCUGCUCGAGAACGACACGAAGGGAAAAGUGCGCCUCCCAGCCCUCCACAUCGCGGCCCGGAAAGAUGACACCAAAGCGGCAGCUCUGCUCCUACAGAACGACACCAAUGCAGACAUAGAGUCAAAGAUGGUGGUGAAUAGAGCAACUGAGAGUGGCUUCACCCCACUCCACAUAGCUGCCCACUACGGGAAUAUCAAUGUGGCCACGUUGCUGUUAAACCGAGCGGCUGCCGUGGACUUCACCGCACGGAAUGACAUCACUCCUUUGCAUGUUGCCUCGAAACGGGGAAACGCAAAUAUGGUAAAGCUGUUGCUCGACCGGGGUGCGAAGAUCGACGCCAAGACCAGGGACGGUCUGACCCCGCUGCACUGCGGGGCGAGAAGUGGCCACGAGCAGGUGGUAGAGAUGUUGCUGGACAGAGCCGCCCCCAUCCUUUCGAAAACCAAGAAUGGACUGUCCCCACUGCACAUGGCCACACAAGGAGACCAUUUAAACUGCGUCCAACUCCUCCUCCAGCACAACGUGCCCGUGGAUGACGUCACCAACGACUACCUGACCGCCCUCCACGUGGCGGCCCACUGCGGCCAUUACAAAGUUGCCAAGGUUCUUUUGGAUAAGAAAGCUAACCCCAAUGCCAAAGCUCUGAAUGGCUUCACCCCUCUCCAUAUCGCCUGCAAAAAGAACCGAAUCCGAGUAAUGGAACUCCUUUUGAAGCACGGUGCAUCUAUUCAAGCCGUAACCGAGUCGGGCCUUACCCCAAUCCAUGUCGCUGCCUUCAUGGGACAUGUAAAUAUCGUGUCACAGCUAAUGCAUCAUGGAGCCUCCCCAAACACCACCAACGUGAGAGGAGAAACAGCAUUGCAUAUGGCGGCUCGGUCGGGGCAAGCAGAAGUGGUGCGGUAUUUGGUACAAGAUGGAGCUCAGGUAGAAGCAAAAGCUAAGGAUGACCAGACCCCACUCCACAUUUCAGCCCGACUCGGGAAGGCUGACAUAGUGCAACAACUGUUACAGCAAGGAGCGUCCCCGAAUGCAGCAACAACUUCCGGGUACACCCCCCUUCACCUUUCGGCCAGAGAGGGGCAUGAGGAUGUAGCUGCCUUCCUUCUGGACCAUGGAGCAUCUUUAUCCAUAACAACAAAGAAGGGAUUCACGCCUCUGCACGUGGCUGCAAAAUAUGGGAAGCUUGAAGUGGCAAGUCUCCUGCUGCAGAAGAGUGCGUCUCCUGAUGCCGCUGGGAAGAGCGGGCUAACUCCACUGCAUGUAGCAGCACAUUACGAUAAUCAGAAAGUGGCCCUUCUGCUUUUGGACCAGGGAGCCUCACCCCACGCAGCUGCAAAGAACGGUUAUACGCCACUGCACAUCGCCGCCAAGAAGAACCAGAUGGACAUAGCCACGUCCCUGCUGGAGUACGGAGCUGAUGCAAACGCCGUUACCCGGCAAGGGAUUGCGUCCGUCCACCUUGCAGCGCAGGAAGGGCACGUGGACAUGGUGUCGCUGCUCCUCAGUAGAAAUGCGAACGUCAACUUGAGCAAUAAGAGCGGCCUCACCCCACUCCACCUGGCGGCUCAAGAAGACCGAGUGAACGUGGCUGAGGUCCUUGUCAACCAAGGGGCCCACGUGGAUGCACAGACAAAGAUGGGCUACACGCCGCUCCAUGUGGGCUGUCACUAUGGAAACAUCAAAAUAGUCAAUUUUCUGCUGCAGCAUUCUGCGAAAGUUAAUGCCAAGACAAAGAAUGGAUACACGCCACUGCACCAGGCAGCCCAGCAGGGCCACACACACAUCAUCAACGUCCUGCUCCAGAACAACGCUUCCCCCAAUGAACUCACUGUGAAUGGGAACACAGCCCUGGCCAUCGCCCGACGCCUUGGCUACAUCUCGGUGGUUGACACCCUAAAGGUCGUGACAGAGGAAAUUAUGACCACCACUACCAUCACGGAGAAGCACAAAAUGAAUGUCCCAGAAACGAUGAAUGAAGUCCUCGACAUGUCAGACGAUGAAGUUGGUAAAGCCAGCGCCCCCGAAAAGCUCAGUGAUGGGGAAUAUAUCUCAGAUGGUGAAGAAGGUGAUAAAAGCACAUGGUUCAAAAUUCCCAAAGUGCAGGAGGUUUUGGUGAAAAGUGAAGAUGCCAUCACAGGGGACACUGACAAGUAUCUCGGGCCACAGGACCUCAAGGAGCUGGGCGAUGACUCCCUGCCUGCCGAGGGCUAUGUGGGCUUCAGUCUCGGAGCCCGUUCUGCCAGCCUUCGCUCCUUCAGUUCGGAUAGGUCCUACACCCUGAACAGAAGCUCCUAUGCGCGGGACAGCAUGAUGAUCGAGGAGCUUCUGGUGCCAUCCAAAGAGCAGCACCUUCCAUUCACGAGGGAGUUUGACUCCGACUCCCUCAGACACUACAGUUGGGCAGCAGACACACUGGACAAUGUGAACCUGGUCUCCAGCCCUGUGCAUUCUGGCUACUCGUCUCCGCUGCCUCAGUAUGACUCAAGGUUUCUGGUUAGCUUUAUGGUGGACGCGAGAGGGGGCUCCAUGCGAGGAAGCCGCCACCACGGGAUGCGGAUCAUCAUCCCUCCGCGCAAGUGUACGGCCCCCACCCGCAUCACUUGCCGCCUGGUAAAGAGACAUAAACUGGCCAACCCACCCCCCAUGGUGGAAGGAGAGGGAUUAGCCAGUAGGCUGGUAGAAAUGGGUCCUGCGGGGGCACAAUUUUUAGGUAAACUGCACCUUCCCACCCAUCCUCCCCCUGUAAAUGAGGGCGAGGGCUUGGUUAGCCGAAUCCUGCAGCUUGGGCCUCAAGGAACAAAAUUUAUUGGCCCGGUCAUAGUGGAAAUCCCUCAUUUUGGGUCCAUGAGAGGAAAGGAGAGGGAACUCAUUGUCCUCCGGAGCGAGAACGGAGAGACCUGGAAGGAACACCAGUUUGACAGCAAAAACGAAGACCUCUCGGAGCUCCUCAAUGGCAUGGACGAAGAACUUGACAGCCCAGAAGAGUUGGGCACAAAGCGCAUCUGCAGAAUCAUCACGAAGGAUUUCCCCCAGUAUUUCGCUGUGGUUUCCCGGAUUAAGCAGGAAAGCAACCAGAUUGGUCCCGAAGGUGGGAUUCUGAGCAGCACCACGGUCCCCCUCGUCCAGGCGUCUUUCCCAGAGGGUGCCUUAACCAAAAGGAUCCGUGUGGGUCUGCAGGCUCAGCCCGUACCAGAGGAGACUGUGAAAAAGAUCCUUGGAAACAAAGCAACGUUUAGCCCAAUUGUCACGGUGGAGCCGAGGAGGAGGAAAUUCCAUAAGCCGAUCACCAUGACCAUCCCGGUGCCCCCACCCUCGGGAGAAGGCGUGUCCAAUGGGUACAAGGGGGACACCACGCCCAGCCUGCGACUCCUCUGCAGCAUUACAGGAGGGACCUCGCCGGCUCAGUGGGAAGACAUCACAGGCACAACCCCGCUGACCUUCAUAAAGGACUGUGUGUCUUUCACAACCAAUGUUUCAGCCAGGUUCUGGCUGGCGGACUGCCAUCAGGUGUUAGAAACCGUAGGGCUAGCCUCGCAGCUGUACAGAGAGUUGAUAUGUGUCCCCUACAUGGCCAAGUUUGUUGUUUUUGCCAAAACAAACGACCCAGUGGAAUCCUCCCUAAGGUGCUUCUGUAUGACAGACGACAGAGUGGACAAAACCCUGGAGCAGCAGGAGAAUUUCGAGGAGGUUGCCAGAAGCAAAGACAUCGAGGUUCUGGAAGGAAAGCCCAUCUAUGUUGAUUGCUAUGGAAACCUGGCUCCUCUGACCAAAGGAGGGCAGCAGCUUGUUUUUAACUUCUAUUCUUUCAAAGAAAACAGACUGCCAUUUUCCAUCAAGGUUAGAGACACCAGCCAAGAGCCCUGCGGCCGUCUGUCUUUCCUGAAGGAGCCGAAAACAACAAAAGGAUUACCCCAAACGGCUGUUUGCAACUUAAAUAUUACUCUACCGGCGCAUAAAAAGGAGACAGAGUCAGAUCAAGAUGAUGAGGCUGAGAAGGCAGACAGACGCCAGAGCUUCACAUCCCUAGCCUUACGUAAGCGCUACAGCUACUUGACUGAGCCCAGCAUGAAAACAGUUGAACGGAGUUCAGGAACAGCAAGAUCCCUUCCCACUACUUAUUCACACAAGCCAUUCUUUUCUACAAGACCAUACCAGUCCUGGACUACGACUCCACUCACAGUGCCCGGGCCGGCCAAAUCAGGCUCCUUAUCCAGCUCCCCCUCUAACACGCCGUCAGCGUCUCCGUUAAAAUCCAUAUGGUCUGUUUCAACGCCUUCUCCGAUCAAAUCCACGCUAGGCGCCUCAACUACGUCAUCAGUCAAAUCCAUUAGUGAUGUGGCGUCUCCUAUUAGAUCUUUCCGGACAAUUUCUUCGCCAAUAAGAACGGUGGCAUCGCCGUCUCCAUACAAUACCCAAGUUGCCUCUGGUACCCUUGGGAGGGUUCCCACCAUCACAGAGGCCACACCUAUAAAGGGGCUGGCUCCCAACUCAACUUUGUCCUCUCGAACUUCUCCUGUGACGACCGCAGGGUCUCUGUUGGAGAGGUCGUCCAUCACCAUGACACCCCCUGCCUCCCCCAAAGCCAACAUCACCAUGUAUUCCUCCAGCUUGCCAUUUAAGUCCAUUAUCACGUCAGCGGCACCGCUGAUCUCCUCCCCUUUAAAGUCAGUGGUGUCUCCGACCAAGUCUGCAGCUGAUGUCAUCUCAACAGCUAAAGCUGCGAUGGCAUCGACUCUCUCCUCCCCCUUAAAGCAGAUGUCUGGACAUGCAGAAGUAGCGCUAGUCAAUGGGUCUGUUUCUCCUCUGAAGUAUCCUUCCUCUUCCGCUUUAAUUAACGGAUGCAAAGCCACUGCCACAUUACAGGACAAAAUUUCUACAGCCACAAAUGCUGUGAGCUCGGUGGUGAGCGCGGCCCCUGACACGGUGGAGAAAGCGCUCUCCACCACAACAGCCAUGCCCUUUUCCCCACUCAGGUCUUACGUUUCCGCUGCAGCGCCCUCUGCUUUUCAGUCCCUUAGAGCUCCCUCUGCCAGUGCACUCUACACCUCCCUCGGGCCUUCAGUAGCUGUUACUACCUCAUCCGUAACUUCAUCGAUAAUCACAGUGCCAGUAUACUCGGUAGUCAAUGUUUUGCCAGAACCAGCAUUGAAGAAACUUCCAGACUCUAACUCGCUCACAAAAUCGGCAGCGGCUUUGCUGUCGCCCAUUAAAACAUUGACUACGGAGACACGUCCUCAGCCCCAUUUCAAUCGAACGUCAUCUCCCGUCAAGUCCUCUCUGUUCCUGGCAUCCUCGGCCCUUAAGCCGUCAGUACCAUCUUCUUUAUCUUCCAGUCAGGAGAUCUUAAAAGAUGUGGCCGAGAUGAAGGAGGACCUCAUGAGAAUGACCGCCAUACUGCAGACGGAUGUGCCUGAGGAGAAGCCAUUCCAGACCGACCUCCCCCGAGAAGGGAGGAUAGACGACGAAGAGCCUUUCAAAAUCGUUGAGAAAGUGAAGGAAGACUUAGUCAAAGUCAGUGAGAUACUCAAAAAGGACGUGUGUGUCGAGAGCAAAGGGCCACCCAAGUCCCCAAAGAGUGACAAAGGACACUCUCCAGAAGAUGACUGGACGGAAUUUAGUUCUGAGGAAAUACGAGAAGCCAGGCAGGCUGCUGCCAGUCACGCCCCAUCCCUGCCCGAGAGAGUACAUGGAAAGGCCAACCUCACCAGAGUCAUAGACUACCUGACCAAUGACAUCGGGAGCAGUUCACUGACCAACUUAAAGUACAAGUUUGAAGAGGCUAAGAAGGAAGGAGAGGAGAGACAGAAGAGAAUUUUAAAGCCAGCCAUGGCCUUGCAGGAGCAUAAACUCAAAAUGCCGCCAGCCUCCAUGAGACCUUCCACCUCCGAGAAGGAACUGUGCAAGAUGGCGGACUCCUUUUUUGGAACAGAUGCCAUCCUAGAGUCUCCCGAUGACUUUUCUCAACAUGACCAAGACAAAAGUCCCUUGUCCGACAGUGGCUUUGAAACCCGAAGUGAGAAAACACCUUCAGCCCCCCAAAGUGCCGAGAGCACCGGCCCUAAGCCACUAUUUCAUGAAGUCCCCAUCCCCCCUGUCAUCACAGAGACGAGAACUGAAGUAGUCCACGUGAUCAGGAGCUACGAGCCCUCUACUGGGGAGAUCCCCCAGUCCCAGCCAGAGGACCCCGUGUCUCCCAAACCUCCCCCUACAUUUAUGGAGUUGGAACCAAAGCCCACCGCCCCUAGCAUUAAGGAAAAAGUGAAAGCAUUCCAAAUGAAAGCCAGUAGCGAGGAAGAGGACCACAGUCGGGUUUUAAGCAAAGGCAUGCGUGUCAAAGAAGAGACUCACAUCACCACAACCACGAGGAUGGUGUAUCACUCCCCGCCUGGCAGUGAGUGUGCCUCCGAGAGGAUUGAGGAGACCAUGUCAGUCCAUGACAUUAUGAAGGCUUUUCAGUCCGGGCGAGACCCUUCCAAAGAGCUGGCGGGGCUGUUUGAACACAAGUCGGCCAUGUCUCCGGAUGUUGCCAAGUCUGCUGCUGAGACCUCGGCCCAGCACGCAGAGAAGGACAACCAAAUGAAACCCAAACUGGAGCGUAUUAUAGAGGUCCACAUCGAAAAAGGUAACCAAGCCGAACCCACUGAAGUCAUUAUUAGAGAGACCAAAAAGCAUCCAGAGAAGGAAGUGUCUGUGUAUCAGAAAGACUUAUUAUCCCGGGGAAAUAUUAACUUAAAAGAUUUUCUGCCAGAGAAGCACGAUGCUUUCCCUUGCCCCGAGGAGCAGGGCCAGCAAGAAGAGGAGGAGUUUGCCGCAGAAGAGUCCUUGCCUUCUUAUCUGGAGUCUUCCAGAGUAAACACUCCAGGGUCCCAAGAAGAAGAUAGCCGCCCUAGUUCCGCACAGCUUCUGUCCGAUGACUCUUAUAAAACCCUGAAGCUUCUGAGUCAGCACUCCGUAGAGUACCAUGAUGAUGAGCUGUCAGACCUAAGAGGGGAGUCUUACAGGUUUGCCGAGAAAAUGCUUCUCUCAGAAAAGCUAGAUGUUUCUCACUCUGAUACCGAGGAAUCGGUGACAGACCAUGCAGGACCCCCUAGCUCAGAGUUACAGGGGUCUGAUAAGCGAUCCAGAGAAAAAGUAGCCACUGCCCCCCCAAAAGAGAUCCUCUCCAAAAUCUAUAAAGAUGUGUCUGAAAAUGGUAUAGGGAGAGUGUCUAAAGAUGAGCAUUUUGAGAAACUGACAGUGUUGCACUACGCGGGCAAUGUCAGUGGUCCCAAACAUACCAUGUGGAUGCAUUUGUCCGAGGACAGACUAGACAGAGGUAGAGAGAAGCUGAUGUAUGAAGAUAGGGUGGACAGGACCGUGAAGGAGGCAGAAGAGAAGUUGACCGAAGUGUCUCAAUUUUUUCGUGACAAAACCGAGAAGCUCAACGACGAACUGCAGUCCCCGGAGAAAAAGCCACGCCCCAAAAACGGCAAGGAAUACUCUUCUCAGAGUUCCACCAGCAGUAGCCCCGAGAAAGUGUUAACAGAACUGUUGGCAUCCAACGAUGAAUGGGUUAAGGCCAGGCAGCGCGGUCCAGAUGGACAAGGUGUCCCGCAGGCUGAGGACAGGAAGGCACCCAGUGGGUCCAGCAGCCCCGAGAAGAGGGUCCCUUCCCAACAGAUUGAGGAUGGCCAGCCUCCAGAGGAAGCCAAAAGAACUGUCAUUGCUCAGAGCAGGGGACAAGAAGGACCCCAGUCUGGAUUUCAGCUCAAACAAUCUAAACUCAGUUCCAUUAGAUUAAAAUUUGAACAAGGCGCACGGGCCAAAAGUAAGGAUCAUGAGGAAAAAAAUCUGGACGGGCCAUCCCGAAUCCCUGUAAAGAAAACUCAAGAAAACAAGCUGCCCACGCACCCAGGUUUUGCUAGAGAAAAACAGCAGAAGGCUGUAGAUCCCCCAGAGGAAAAAAUGUCGGUGCAAAAUGAUGUUCUGAUUUUCAGACCUGAGCAUGGCAAAAGCAGUGAGAUGGUUGUGAGCGAAUCUGGCUCCAGUGAUGGCAAAAGCCACAGAACUGAGAUGUUAAGUAAGGCAACGCCUGACUUCUUUCCUGAGCAACAGGUUGAAGACUCAGCCUGUCCCAUAACCUCAGAUCUAGAGACCAAGGGACCAUGGGACCGAAAGGUCUUUAGAACAUGGGAAAGUUCUGGGGCCAAUAACAAUAAGGCUCAGAAAGAACAACUCUCUCACGUGCUCGUUCACGAUAUCAGAGAGAGUCACGUUGGUCACCCUGACAGUAGCGAGAACGGUGACCCAAAGAAUGAUUUUAUGUAUGUGACUGAGAGAGAACACAAAAUGUUAACGAACGGCUCUCUCUCAGAAAUUAAAGAAAUGAGUGUAAAGUCUCCCUCCAAGAAAGUGUUAUACAGGGAAUACAUGGUUAAAGAAGGGGACCUUCCCAGCAGCACUCUCGACCCCCCCAGGAGAAGCGAGAGCUCGGCAGCAUCUCACACUCCCAUCAGGGUCACAGAUGAGAGGAGGAUGCUGUCAUCAAACAUUCCUGAUGGGAUUUGUGAGCAGACAACAUUUCCAAAACAAGACCUGUCCCAAAGAGUGUCCCGGCCAAGUGUGAGCAAAGGGGCAGUUGAGAGCCAGCACUUUAACUCCAUAGACGAUGAGAAAGUUACCUAUUCCGAGAUGAGCAAAGUUUCCAAACGUCAGAGUUACGUAGGCCUAUGCCCAGCUCUCGAUGAAACCGAGACCUCUCCCACCAAAUCUCCCGAUUCCUUAGAGUUUAGCCCAGGGAAGGACUCUCCCUCUAGCGAUGUGUUCGACCACGGUUCAAUGGAUGGGUUAGAGAAGGCUGAAGGAGGUAAAGAGAUCAAAACCUUACCUGUUUAUGUCAGCUUCGUGCAAGUGGGGAAACAGUAUGAAAAGGAACUCCAACAAGGAGGUGUGAAAAAAAUCAUCAGUCAGGAGUGUAAGACAGUGCAGGAAGCCAGGGGGACUUUCUAUACCGCUAGACAGCAGAAGCAGCCUCCUUCUCCCCAGGGAAGUCCAGAAGACGAUACUCUAGAGCAAGUGUCCUUUCUAGACAGCUCUGGGAAGAGCCCUUUGACCCCAGAAACUCCCAGUUCCGAGGAAGUGAGUUAUGAGUUCACGUCUAAGACGCCAGACUCACUCAUAGCUUUUAUACCAGGACAGCCCAGCCCAAUUCCUGAGGUUUCUGAGGAGGAGGAGGAGGAGGAAGAGCCCAAAGCAGCCCCACUAAGGCAGGUGCCCGUGGAGAAGGAAACAGAUCGUGAUGUGAGCAAAGACUCUGUCCAAAGACCCAAAUGCAACCGAGUGGCCUAUAUUGAGUUUCCUCCUCCUCCCCCCCUGGAUGCCGACCAGAUGGAGUCAGAUAAGAAACACGAGUAUCUCCCCGACAGGGAGGUUGACAUGAUGGAAGUCAGCCUUCAGGAUGAGUCUGACAAGUACCAGUUGGCCGAGCCAGUCAUCCGAGUGCAGCCCCCAUCACCAGUCCCUCCUGGUGCCGAUGCCAGUGAGUCCAGCGAUGACGAGUCCAUGUAUCAACCGGCCCCAGUUAAAAAAUACACCUUCAAGCUGAAGGGAGUGGACGAAGGGCAGAAAGACACAGCAAAAUCCAAAACGGCCACCACAAAGGCUUCCAACCAGAAAGAGGUGGAGAGUAACGGGAAAGAGAGUGAGUCUGGCCUUGACUCACCUCAGAAUGAAACCGCUCAGAACGGAAACAACGACCAGUCUGUCACCGAGUGUUCCAUCGCCACCACGGCCGAGUUUUCUCACGACACGGAUGCCACAGAGAUAGACUCUCUGGAUGGCUAUGACCUGCAGGACGAGGAUGACGGCCUAACAGAGAGCGACUCUAAACUCCCGAGUCAAACUAUAGACACCAAGAAGGAUGUCUGGACGGAGGGCAUUCUGAAGCCGGCCGACCGCUCUUUCAGUCAGAGCAAACUGGAAGUUAUUGAAGAGGAGGGGAAAGUGGGACUGGACGAAGAGAAACCAUUACCUUCUAAAAGCUCGUCAUCUGACCGAACCCCAGAGAAGGCUGAUCCCAAGUCGGGGGCCCAGUUUUUCACCCUGGAAGGCAGACACCCGGACAGAUCAGUGUUCCCUGAUACUUACUUCAGUUACAAAGUUGAUGAAGAAUUUGCCACUCCCUUUAAAACAGUGGCGACCAAAGGUCUAGACUUUGACCCUUGGCCCAAUAACCGAGGGGACAAUGAAGUUUUUGAUGGUAAAUCCCGGGAAGAUGACACUAAGCCAUUUGGUCUGGCGGUGGACGACCGCUCUCCGGCAACCACCCCUGACACAACGCCAGCCAGAACACCAACUGACGAAAGUACCCCAACUAGUGAGCCUAACCCCUUCCCAUUUCAUGAAGGAAAAAUGUUUGAGAUGACCCGCAGUGGUGCAAUUGACAUGAGCAAGAGAGAUUUUGUGGAAGAGAGGCUCCAAUUUUUCCAGAUUGGUGAGCAUACUCCUGAAGGGAAGUCAGGGGCCCAGGGGGAAGGGGGUACGGUCACUGAUACCCCACAGCCAGAGUCAGGGGACACCUCGGUAGACACCAAUCUAGAGAGAGAUGUAGAGGCACCUACAGUCGACCCCAACCCCAGCAUCCCGACCAAUGGAGAGUGUCAGGAAGGCACAGCCUGCAAUGGCUGCCUGGAGAAGUCGGCAGCUGCCACUAACACCUCAAAAGUUGACCCCAAGUCACGCACACCUAUAAAAAUGGGAAUUUCUGCAUCUACCAUGACCAUGAAGAAAGAAGGCUCUGGAGACACAACAGAUAAGACAGAGGCUGUGGUGACCAGUUAUCAGGGAUUAGAAAAUGAAAUCGUGAAAGAGAUCUCAAGCGCACUCAAUAGCCAGGUGGGCAUUAGGCCCCAAGAGAAACACGAUUUUCAAAAAGAUAACUUUAAUAACAACAAUAAUCUGGAUGCUUCCGCUAUGCAGACAGAUAACACCACAAGUCACAUAGUUCUGACAGGACGCGCUGCAUCCACUUGUACCACAGAGAAAGCUAAUCCAGUGAAAGGCUCAGGAAAGAGUCCAGGGACUCAAGGACGCUCCAGCAGAGAUUCUCAGAAGGAACCAAUAGGGGUUAGGCGGAAAUCCAAGCUUCCCGUAAAGGCCACCGCACCAAAAGAUGUCUUCCCGCCAAACCAUAAGCCAGACAGUAAAGCAGGUCCACAGAGUCCUUGUGAGCGGACGGAUAUCAGGAUGGCAAUAGUAGCCGAUCACCUGGGACUUAGUUGGACAGAGCUGGCAAGGGAACUGAAUUUUUCAGUGGAUGAAAUCAACCAAAUACGAGUGGAAAAUCCCAAUUCUUUAAUUUCUCAGAGCUUCAUGUUAUUAAAAAAGUGGGUGACGAGAGACGGGAAGAAUGCCACAACUGAUGCCUUAACUUCGGUCUUAACAAAAAUUAACCGAAUAGACAUAGUAACUCUGCUGGAAGGACCAAUAUUUGAUUAUGGGAAUAUUUCAGGCACCAGAAGCUUUGCAGAUGAAAACAAUGUUUUCCAUGACCCAGUUGAUGGUCACCCUUCCUUUCAAGUGGAGCUGGAGACCCCAAUGGGGUUGUACUGCACACCACCCACCCCUUUCCAGCAAGAUGACCAUUUUAGUGAUAACUCUAGCAUAGAGUCUCCCUUUAGGACCCCCAGUAGACUGAGUGACGGGCUGAUGCCUUCCCAGGGAAGCAUAGAGCAUCCAGCAGGUGGACCUCCAGUGGUAACUGCAGAAGACACUUCUUUAGAAGACAGCAAAAUGGACGAUUCAGUAACGGUAACAGAAACGGCUGACCCACUGGACGUAGAUGAGAGCCAGUUGAAGGACCUGUGUCAGAGCGAGUGUGCUCACUGCUGGGCGAGUGUGCCCGGGGUCCCAAGCGGCGGUCCGCAGGCAGAGCCACUGAGAGCGCAGACUAGAAAAGUAGGCGUGAGCUCUGAACAGCAGGAGAAAGGAGACUCUGGUCCUGAGGAGGAGAUGGCGGACGACAAGGUCAGAUCUCUGUUUGAGGACAUUCAACUUGAAGAAGUAGAGGCUGAGGAGAUGACAGAAGACGAGGGGCAGGCUAUACUUAACCGUGUUCCGCGAGCAGAACUGGCAAUGUCUUCACUUGCAGGUUGGCAGAACGAGACGCCAAGUGGAAGCCUAGAGUCCCCGGCGCAAGCGCGAAGAAUAACCGGUGGGUUACUGGACCGUCUGGACGACAGCUCUGACCAGGUUCGGGAUCCCAUUACCUCAUACCUCACAGGAGAAGCUGGGAAGUUCGAAGCAAACGGAAACCACGCAGAAGUCAUUCCAGAAGCAAAGGCCAAGGCCUACUUUCCUGAAUCCCAAAACGAUAUAGGGAAACAGAGCAUCAAGGAGAACUUGAAACCAAAAACACACGGAUGUGGUCGCGCUGAGGAACCAGUGUCGCCCCUCACAGCCUACCAGAAAUCUCUAGAAGAAACCAGCAAGCUUGUCAUAGAAGACGCACCUAAACCCUGUGUGCCUGUCGGCAUGAAAAAGAUGACCAGGACUCCGGCUGACGGCAAAGCCAGGCUCAACCUCCAGGAAGAGGAGGGGUCCGCCAGGUCAGAGCCUAAGGGAGAAGGCUAUAAGGUGAAAACAAAGAAGGAAAUCCGGAAUGUGGAGAAGAAAGCCCACUAGUGACGGUGACGUCAGUCCAGGACCACGCGUUCGUACUGCCAGUAUUGAGAAACUCACCAGAGAUCAGCAGGGAGGAGAAUCUCUAGCAAGAGCGGAGUGUGGAUCUGCCACCCCACACAUCAGUGACAUGUUUGGGGUUUUGGGUUUUUUUGGUUUUUUUUUUUAAUGCAGAAGGAUAAAGAAAAUCACCUUUUUUUUUAUUUAGCAUGAGCCAAUUUACAGAGCAUGGAGACUCACUUUCAUUCCCGGCGCUGACACGCGUGCACUAAGCAAGUGCAAUGUAAGAUACAAGAAGCCAUGUUGUUCAGACUCAGCCUCAAGUAAUUUGGUGUCACUUUCGGAGAAGACAGACAAACAACGACACCUGUGCCACCGGAAGGAGGGACAGCACAAGAUGGAGCGAUCAAAUCCAGAAGACACACUGAAAUUACUAAAUCCACAACAGCUCGCCUUAUUUUUCUUGGACCCAAACUAACUGUCAGGGUAUAAACACUGUUUGUUUCUUUUUUUUUUUUUUAAAGAAAAAAUAAUAAUAAAAAAAAUCAAUAGUUUUGCUGUAAAUAAUAACACUGUAAAUUCUAACAGAAGAAACUACAAUAAAGAAUUAUAAGGCACCUGCCUCACGGAACACAAAGAUACCACAAACGCGUCCAAUGACAGGCGUACCAAGUGGCCUCACCCUGGACAAGGACGGGAAUCUGGCGCGUGCGGGACGCUCUCUCACUGACUCCUGUAUAUUAGCAAUUAUGAUGUUUGUACACGCAAAACUGCUCGCUUGGUUUUAAAAAGAAAAUGCAAAUCUUUAAAAAAAAAAAAAAAGAAAUCUGCUGCAAAAUUUAAAUAAUUCCCCCAGCGAGGAGGAAUUCUGUAGUUCUGUGAAGAGAAGAAUUUUUUUCCUUCAGAAUAUACUAAUAUUUUGAUGCAUGCAUAUCUCCUUAUUUUGAUUAAACCUUUUCCAAUUUUGCAAACACUACAGUCUCCUGCAACACGGGAGAUUUUACCUGUAAACACAAAGCCCUUCAUGUAAUAUUUAUUGCUAUUGCCAAUUUUUUCAAUGAAAUGACCAAAAAUGGGAGAAAAAAAAAAAACAACUAUACAGUAGUUUGCUUGGGGGUGGGGGGAGGGGCGCUGUUAGUGCUUACAGGGGGGAAAAUGCUUGCCACUGUAGAGGUGGAUGGUGCUUACAAGAGGCCCCAGUCAUGGGUAUUUAAAAAAAAUGGACUGACCGGAAACCCGUAUCUAGCAGGAUCGAAGUGCACUGUAAAAAAAAAAAAAAAAAAAAGGGAAAAAGAAAAAAAAAAAAGAUGACUGUAUUGUGUACUGGCUCUGAGAUGUAGACCCCCUUCAGCAAGCCAAUCAGUAGUCACCAUCCUAGCAAUGUCCCCGUUAGGUUAGCGGGGCUGUCGCAUUUUAUAGAGCAUUUCUCUUUUGGGUUUGGUGAGAUUCCUUCGUUCACUAUCUUAACUUGAAAUCGACCUCCAACGGACACCUCGCUCUAAAUGACAUGUAUGAGAAAAGCAGACGCUGGAUAACCUAGUUGAUUAUUUAAGCAUAUAAAAUAAACCGUGUUCAACUCUUCCCUUA